CCACCCCCCACGACUUAGUCUCCCCGGCUGGCGCGCUCGGUUCCCGUCACUAGCACGCGCGGUGGCGGCGGCUGGAAGAUGGCGGAGUCUGGCGGCGGUGGUGGUGCUGGUGGCGGCGGCUUCAGCGCGGGUCCGGGCCCCGAGCGCCCGAGCAGCAUGGCUGACAAGAACGGGGCCCUCAAGUGCACCUUCUCGGCCCCCGGCCACAGCACCAGCCUCCUGCAGGGCCUUGCCGCCCUCCGUGCCCAGGGCCAGCUCCUGGACGUUGUGCUUACCAUCAACCAGGAGACCUUCCAUGCUCACAAGGUGGUCCUGGCCGCCUGCAGUGACUACUUCAGGGCCAUGUUCACGGGCGGCAUGAGAGAAGCGAGCCAGGACGUUAUUGAGCUGAAAGGCGUGUCGGCCCGCGGUCUGCGGCACAUCAUCGACUUUGCCUAUAGUGCGGAGGUGACACUGGACCUGGACUGCGUGCAGGACGUGUUGGGCGCGGCCGUGUUCCUGCAGAUGCUGCCCGUGGUGGAGCUGUGUGAGGAGUUCCUCAAGGCUGCCAUGAGCGUGGAGACCUGCCUCAACAUCGGCCACAUGGCCACCACCUUCAGCCUGGCCUCACUCAAGGAAUCGGUGGACGCCUUCACCUUCCGGCACUUCCUACAGAUUGCUGAGGAGGAGGACUUCCUGCACUUGCCACUGGAGCGCCUGGUCUUCUUCCUGCAGAGCAACCGGCUGCAGAGCUGCGCCGAGAUAGACCUCUUCCGCGCGGCUGUCCGCUGGCUGCAGCACGACCCUGCCCGACGGCAGCGCGCCAGCCACGUGCUCUGCCACAUCCGCUUCCCGCUUAUGCGGUCCUCAGACCUGGUGGACAGUGUGCAGACGCUGGACAUCAUGGUGGAGGACGUGCUGUGCCGCCAGUACCUGCUGGAGGCCUUCAACUACCAGGUGCUCCCCUUUCGGCAGCACGAGAUGCAGUCACCCCGCACAGCCGUGCGCUCAGACGUGCCCUCGCUGGUUGCCUUCGGCGGCACGCCCUACACUGACAGCGACCGCUCUGUCAGCAGCAAAGUGUACCAGCUGCCCGAGCCGGGCGCCCGCCACUUCCGCGAGCUAACGGAGAUGGAGGUGGGCUGCAGCCACACAUGCGUGGCCGUGCUGGACAACUUCGUGUAUGUGGCUGGGGGCCAGCACCUGCAGUACCGCAGUGGCGAGGGCGCUGUGGAUGCCUGCUACCGCUAUGACCCCCACCUCAACCGCUGGCUGCGCCUGCAGGCCAUGCAGGAGAGUCGAAUCCAGUUCCAGCUAAACGUGCUGUGUGGCAUGGUGUAUGCCACUGGUGGCCGCAACCGGGCCGGCAGCCUGGCCUCCGUGGAGAGGUACUGCCCGCGGCGCAACGAGUGGGGCUAUGCCUGCUCGCUGAAGCGCCGCACUUGGGGCCAUGCGGGCGCCUCGGCGGGGGGCCGCCUCUACAUCUCAGGUGGCUAUGGCAUCUCAGUGGAGGACAAGAAGGCACUGCACUGCUAUGACCCUGAGGCCGACCAGUGGGAAUUCAAGGCGCCCAUGAGUGAGCCCCGUGUGCUCCAUGCCAUGGUGGGUGCUGGCGGCCGCAUCUAUGCCCUCGGAGGCCGCAUGGACCACGUUGACCGCUGCUUCGAUGUGCUGGCCGUGGAGUACUAUGUGCCCGAGACGGACCAGUGGACCAGCGUGAGCCCCAUGCGGGCCGGCCAGUCGGAGGCUGGCUGCUGCCUGCUGGACAGGAAGAUCUACAUUGUUGGGGGCUACAACUGGCGUCUCAACAAUGUGACAGGCAUCGUCCAGGUGUACAACACUGAGACUGAUGAAUGGGAGCGUGAUCUGCACUUCCCGGAGUCCUUCGCCGGCAUCGCCUGUGCCCCCGUCCUGCUGCCCCGGGCUGGGACCAGGAGGUAGCUCCCGGGACCCCAGGUUCCUGGCCUGGCUGCAUGCUGUUUCUGUGCGGGGUACGGUGGGCGCAUGUCUGAGCAGAGAACUGUGACCCUUUGCCCCACCUCCCUGGGGCUGGCCUUGGGGCCUGCUGUGUUGAUAAGGCCCCUUCCCUGUCCCUCCUUCCUUCUGGAAGCAGAUCCUGGCUCCACGGCCUCAGGAGGAGCCUGCCAGCAACAAGGCUGAUGUCUUGCAGCAGCAAACUCACACCCAAGGUGGUUUCCUCACCCGCUCCCUGUUCUUGCUGGCUGGCGGGAAUUGGGGUCUCCUUAGGGUGUCAUUGUGUAGCUUUGUCCUGCUUCUCUCCCCACCUUCUGCCUGUGGUGGGGGAGCGUCUGAGACGUUCAGAUGCCAACUGCCAAAUUGUUAGUGGUUGAUCCCCAAAUUCGCCCCUUCCAUCCCCAUGUGUUGCAUGCAUCUUUUAAAAAACAAAUGCAACCCAAACCUCUGUAACAUAUGGAGCUUCCAGAGUAGCAGAGGUGGCUGGGGAGUGCCUGACUUGGGGUUGACCAGAAGGCUACAGCUCCACGUCCCCAAUAAGCCGAAGCUGCUGGCCGGGCGGGAGGAGCUGACACUCAUCUCCAUUUCUGGCCUGGAUCCUGGCACCUACAGGGUGUUCAUUCCUCUGCUUUCAGGAGGGAAAAAACACAACCAGCUACCAGAGGUGGUCCUUACAGGUGUCAGGCCUUCCAUUUGGCCUUGGGUGAUGCGUGGGCCUUAAAAAGAACUGGGCCGAGACUCCUUAUCCCUGUCCCUGACCCAUGAUUGCAGGGGUAUACCUGAUUCAGAAUCUCACAGUGUGUCUGCAUUCCACAGGCCGAUCCCAUGAUUUUUAUUUCUCUCCCCUUUUCCAGCCCUCUGCUCCCCACUUGCUGUGUGUUCAGGUUGACAUGCUGGGCCUGUGCCCACCCAGUGUGGGAAGUCAGGCUAGCCAGGAGGCCUCUCCCUUCAAGGGCUUUGCAGCAUCUUCAGCCGCAUUUGUUUUGGUGUCUAAACCUCAAAACCUUUUUUUUUUUUUAAGAGGGUAACACUGCUGUCUUAUAAACGAGAUUUGUACCCUUGGGGCAACUUAAAGUGUCUCUUCUGCUGCUAAUGGACGAUUGAUGUUGUGUCUCUAUUACCCACUCACCAUGUAAAGAAUUAACCUCAUACCUUAGCAGACGUCUCCUAGUAUUUUCCUUUCAUUUAAUUAAAAUGUUAUGGUAAAAAGAU
Sus scrofa (pig) is the source of this 3165-nucleotide messenger RNA. It is a transcript of the gene KLHL26, whose product is annotated as kelch like family member 26. Lineage: Eukaryota; Metazoa; Chordata; Mammalia; Artiodactyla; Suidae. The record is from RefSeq and is a predicted model, not a curated record. Gene Ontology annotation, molecular function: protein binding.